Messenger RNA from Camellia sinensis, 913 nucleotides. Its product is annotated as UDP-N-acetylmuramoyl-L-alanyl-D-glutamate-2, 6-diaminopimelate ligase. Lineage: Eukaryota; Viridiplantae; Streptophyta; Magnoliopsida; Ericales; Theaceae. The record is from RefSeq and is a predicted model, not a curated record.
CUGUAUUUUUUUUAGAUAUCAGGACGUGAGCACAAGUUUGCUUGGAGCUUCCCAUUGUAUUCUCGCUGCGAAACCCUAACCCUAAACCCCUGAAAAGUGUGAUUUUUUUUUUCCCCAGUUCCCAGAGGGAGAUUGACAUCAAAGAUGUCGGAAAGAGAAGAAGAUAUUGAAUCGGACGCUCCCGAGGAAUUCACGUCUGAACAGGGAUUACAUCAAGACGUGGAGAUAAGAAAAGUUCAGAGUGAAAGCAAGGCUAGGGUUGUUCGUGAAGGAAAAGAACGUCGUAGGCAAUGGGCUCAAAAGAAAACACCAAGACGACCACGAACUAAAGAAAGCAUCCAAGAUGUUGUAGAAACUGAAACGAUUGAGGAUUCCCAUGAUAAUAAAGGCAUGCUACCAACUGACAUAGUCCAACUGCUUGCAGCUCGGGAAAAGCAAGUUUUUGUAUCAGACUCUGAGGAAGAGAAGGAAGAGAAAACCAUGAAAAAAUCGACCUCAAAAAAGAAAAGGUCCAAAAGCUCUGGGCUCGAACCUGUUAUUUUGAAGGACAUUCCACCUGCUCAAUGCUUUCAGAACUCCUUGGAGUUUUUGAAGAAAAGGAAAAUGCAGGUUUCAAGGUCAUCUUCUGUUUUGAACAACUCCAAUAAAGCUCUACGCAUGCUCUCUACUUCUGGUUUGUUAAGUAUGAAAUGAUGAAUGACCAAAUAUGUCGACUCAUUCUGGAUCUGUCAUUGAUGUCUUGUUUUUCUUUUUCUUUUUCUUUUCUUUUCUCUUUCUUUUUGUUGUUAUUAGUGGUGCACAUUAGCACAAGUUUGUGCAUGAUCGACAUGGAAAAGCCAGUAUGUGCUAAUUGUUGUGCUAAUUGUUAAAUCAUAUGAAUUAACUAUUUGUGUCAAUCUUCCCAUUUCUACUA